Molecule: messenger RNA, 1953 nt
Organism: Humulus lupulus (European hop)
Lineage: Eukaryota; Viridiplantae; Streptophyta; Magnoliopsida; Rosales; Cannabaceae
Product: L-type lectin-domain containing receptor kinase IX.1-like
Exons: 1
Coding region: 1-1953 (650 amino acids)
Biological process (GO): protein phosphorylation
Cellular component (GO): plasma membrane
Molecular function (GO): ATP binding; protein kinase activity; carbohydrate binding
Source: RefSeq, a predicted model, not a curated record
AUGGAGUACGUUAUUAGCUCGUAUAAUUUUAUUGUUCUCGUCAAGUUAACCACUCUUAUCUUCUUCUUCCUACUCAAAAAGAGCUCUUCAGUUUCCUUCAGCUUGACCCGUAACCAUCAAAAAAUGGACAACAAUAUUAGAUUCGAGAAGGACGCCACUACAGCCAACGGGGCUCUACAGCUCACAAAGAAUCUAGUCGAUGUUUCUCUUAACAGUAGUAAUGGUCGAGCCUCGUACAACAAGCCGGUUCAGCUUUGGGAUCCCAAGACAAAACUUCUUACAAACUUCACCACUCAUUUCUCAUUUGUCAUUGAUGGUCUCAACAAAAAGGAGUCCGGUGAUGGCUUAACGUUCUUCAUUGCACCGUUCAAGUCUGAUAUCCCAGUCGAUUCAACCGGCGGAUACCUCGGACUGAUAAGCCACAAAUCUUGGAAUGAUUCGAGUAGUACUAAUCCUUUUGUUACAGUGGAGUUUGAUACAUAUAAGAAUUCAUGGGAUCCUAGCUCCAACCAUGUUGGUAUCAACGUUAAUUCCAUUAUCUCAAAAACAAAUGUCUCAUUGCGAACUAACAUGAAAAAUGGAUCUAGAGUGGCAAAUGCUUGGGUAAGUUAUGACUCUGCUUCUCAAAAUCUAAGUGUGUUUCUCAGUUAUGGUGGUAAUGAGACAACAAUUGGUGAAAACACUAGUCUUUCAUAUGUAGUAAAUUUGAGGUUCUUGGGAGAAGAGGUAAGAGUUGGUUUCUCUGCAGCUACAGGUAGUUUGAGUCAAGUACAUAAAGUUUUGUCGUGGUCAUUUAACUCAACCUGGGAGAUUAGUAGUACUAAUAAUGAAACCAACUCAAACCCGAGCUUCAAAACUCUUAAACAAAAGAUUGGUUUGGGUUUGGGUGUAGGUUUUGGUAUUCUAUGUUGUGGAGUAAUAGGUUCGGUAUGGUUCAUGUAUCUAAGAAAAAGAGUUAACAAGGAAGCGGAAGUAGAGGAGGAAGAUUAUCAUGCAUCCAUCGAUGGUGAAUUCGAAAGAGGAGCUGGCCCCAAGAGGUUUACUUAUCACGAACUAAGGCAGGCAACAAACAACUUUUCCGAAGAAGGGAAGCUCGGAGAAGGAGGCUUUGGAGGUGUCUACAAGGGCCUCUUCAGCGAAUCUAACACUGCAGUUGCUGUUAAGAAGGUGUCUAAAGGAUCAAAGCAGGGAAAGAAAGAGUAUAUUUCCGAGGUAAAAAUUAUAAGUCGUUUAAGACACAGGAAUUUGGUUCAACUUAUUGGUUGGUGCCACAAACGAGACGAGUUCCUUCUUGUUUAUGAAUAUUUGCCUAAUGGAAGCCUUGAUACACACUUAUUUGGUGAAAAACCCAUGCUGCCGUGGGAAACAAGGCAUAAAAUAACUCUUGGUUUGGCCUCAUCACUUUUGUAUCUUCAUGAAGAAUGGGAACAGUGUGUGGUGCAUAGAGAUAUCAAGUCGAGUAAUGUCAUAUUGGAUUCAGACUUCAAUGCUAAGCUAGGAGACUUUGGGCUAGCAAGGCUAGUUGACCAUGAAAUGGGGUUAUUAAAAACAACUGUGGUAGCUGGAACAAGAGGCUACCUAGCCCCGGAGUGUGUCACUACCAGCAAGGCUAGCAAAGAGUCCGAUGUCUAUAGCUUUGGCGUGGUUGCACUUGAAAUCUGCUGUGGGAGAAGGCCAAUUGUAGUGAAUGCCGAAGAGAGCAAGGUGAUGCUGGUGGAGUGGGUGUGGGAACUCUACGGGAAAGGCCAACUUCUUGAAGGGGUUGACGACAGACUUGUUAGCAUGGAAUACAACGAUAUGGAGAUGGAGUGCGUGAUGGUUGUUGGGUUGUGGUGCUGCCAUCCCGAUCCAACAUGUCGACCCUCUAUAAAGCAAGCGAUGAGUGUUCUUAAUUUUGAAGCUGCAUUGCCUAAUCUGCCGCCCAAGUUGCCUUGUGCCUCCUUUCAAUAUUAG